CAUCAAUUCUUUGAAUGAGCAUUGCUUGACGUGAUGCUGAUUCCAGAAGUGCACAGGAGAGAAAAUAAGUUUUCUGGAUCAAUAAAACAGAUACAGUAAACGAAGAAGCAGUACGGUAGGUAUUCAAAUACUGUUGUAUUGACUCAGCAACAUCAUCACAAUGGUAAGUAAAGACUUGUUUUGGUAUUUUGAUCUGUAGAUCUAUUGUCUCAAGUAUAUUUGACUUUUGUUGUCUUCCCAAUUGGUAUUUCGUUUUCUCUCCCCGCAUAUGACGUUGCGUUUCGGAACUGCUAGCCGAUGAAAAGUAACACCAGCAAUAGCAAUAACAACCGAGGCCGCUUUCUUCUUGGCAGGGCGGGUGCUUCGUUGCGACGAUCGCAGAACAAAUCCAACAAACAGGGAAAAACUGCUGCGGGAGGAAAGCUAGGGCGUGAUAGACCUCGAUUGUCACCGCUGAAAGAAAAUGUGCCAAGUAGGUCGAUGAAGACAAAUACAUCUCUUACACUACGUGAACGCGAACAACACGUAACGUUCCAUUCCAAUCAAUCCUCUGUUCCGAUACGGAGCAACAAUUUUUUUCAUUCCACUGGUUUUUCUCAGGCAGAGAUCUAUGAUCUGGAAGAAUCUUUCAAAUUAUUUGAUAUCUACGGAGAAGGCAAUGUCCAAGUAGGAGAUUUACGGAGUAUUCUAGCGGUUCUCAAGCAGGAACAGCAGCAACAACAAUCAUCUACAGCAGGAACCAAGUAUCCUUAUUUGGAUAGGCUAACGUAUCAUUUGUCAGAACUAUCAGAUGAAGAUACCCUUCACAUGGACGAAUACAUACAAUUGAUGGCCAGCACGACUAUUACAAAUUCCAUCGUUCUUGACAACAAGGGUGAGGAGAAUCAGAGUAGCCAACAUUUUUCUCGUGUUUUUGAAUUGUUCGAUACAGAAGGGAAGGGGUAUAUCACCAUAGAUGAUCUGGAAAGAAUUGCCAUAGAACUGGGAGAACACGACAUGACCAGAGGAGAAUUGCAGGAAAUGAUCGACCGGGCCCGUGGUGGCAGUGAUAGCAAUGGGAAUGAAGUAGUGGGAAUCGAAGAUUUUACACGGAUGAUGACAAUGAGCCUCUUCCCAUCCAAGGACGAUAGGGGAGAAUAUGAAGCAAAAUGAAACGUGAUUGUUUGACAAGAAGGAAGUACCUAUGGAAUUUAUGAGUAAUCAAUAAAGUUAUGUUCUUGUAGAUGCACAAAUAACAGAGCAUUUUCCAG
Pseudo-nitzschia multistriata is the source of this 1250-nucleotide messenger RNA. The record is from the annotation of a GenBank genome assembly. NCBI's taxonomy places the organism in Eukaryota, Bacillariophyta, Bacillariophyceae, Bacillariales, Bacillariaceae.